Molecule: messenger RNA, 653 nt
Organism: Ectocarpus siliculosus
Lineage: Eukaryota; Phaeophyceae; Ectocarpales; Ectocarpaceae
Source: the annotation of a GenBank genome assembly
AUGAUCGCGGCGUCCAGAGCGUUGGAAUCGCGCCGCCGGGACCGCUUGUUCGACGACCCUUACGCCGAGCUGCUGCUAAAUAACGUCCUCGCGACACGCUACUGAUUUGAGGGGCGUUCGUUGGAGCGAAGCGUACACAGCCGUACGUGCUUGCAUCCUAAUAGGACACGCCCCGUCGACCAUCUAUAUCUAACAUUUUUGAUUUUUUUUUUCAUCAACUUGUAGGGUGUGUUAUCGUUAGGGGCGCACGGUACAUUGCUUGUGUCGCCUAGGCACUUGAUAUCGAUGUGAGCGUAGUUUUGUACUCCGGACUCGUGUUGACCCUUGAAGGUAUUGCCACCCGGUGGGGAGGGUGGUGGUAUUUUGUGUGAGUUGGUUUGGACUUGUUUCGAAUACGGAAGUCUGUCUGCUCCGCAUGGUCGGUUUGGAAAAAUCGCCGUCGCUCAGGGAGUCUCGCGCAGUGCGGAACACGUGCCUACCGCAUCCAAUCCGCCGUAGGCAUUGGAUGCGAUUUGCUUCUUGACAGCAGUGUCAUGCUUGCCCUCAGUGGGCCAAAAAUUUUCGAUCGGGAGCGCCACCACUUACCAUGCCGCUGGCAACGGUGGCGCUCGAUCUUGUUUUUGUACGUCCGGGUCUUUCUUUUUUCUUUGGGC